UACCCACUGUUCAUUUUUCAGUUAGACUGAAGAUGGCUGCAGGCAAAGCACAGAUUGGAAAGCUGGCCCCCGACUUCACAGCUAAGGCGGUGAUGCCAGACGGACAGUUCAACGAUCUGAAGCUUUCCGACUACAGAGGGAAAUAUGUUGUCUUUUUCUUCUAUCCUCUGGACUUCACCUUUGUUUGUCCGACGGAGAUCAUCGCUUUCAGCGAUGCUGCCGACGACUUCAGGAAGAUCGACUGUGAGGUCAUCGGCGCCUCUGUUGAUUCUCACUUCUCCCAUUUUGCAUGGAUCAACACACCACGAAAGCAGGGCGGUCUGGGUCCCAUGAAGAUUCCCCUGGUGUCCGACAUACGGCGCAACAUCUCCACAGAUUACGGUGUCCUGAAGGAGGAUGAGGGCAUCGCCUACAGGGGUCUGUUCAUCAUUGACGACAAGGGCAUCCUGAGACAGAUCACCAUCAACGACCUCCCGGUUGGACGCUCCGUUGAAGAGACCAUGCGUUUGAUUCAAGCCUUUCAGUUCACUGACAAACACGGAGAAGUCUGCCCAGCCGGCUGGAAACCAGGAAGUGACACCAUCAAACCUGACGUCCACAAGAGCAAAGACUUCUUCUCCAAGCAGUGAUGAACCCAAACCCAGAGUCUGCGGCCUGCUGUAGAGAUUUCAUUUACAGAAUACAUUUCCAGAGAACAAUGUUUCAGUCAGCCGCUGUGCCUGUGGAGGAGUAGUAGGAACAUGCUGUGUGUUCAGUCGUCUGUAGAGUGAAUAGUGCACCGAUGACCAACGUAUAUCAUUGUGUAAUUAUGUUGUAGUGAUGUCAUGCUGAGCUAAAUGUCUGUUUGUACUAUUUGAAUGUCAUUCCUUAUUAUUGUUAACAGCAAAGAACCAUAGAAACAGUUUUAUUGGAAUGAAGCUACAUCUCUAAAUUAUGUUGUGCUUAAGUUUUUUUAAAUUUUUACAGUAAACCACAUGUUCUUUCAUCGAAAUAGAGAAGUUAAUAACAUUGUUAUUGUUAUUGUAGAGGAACAUAUUUACUUAAAACAUCACAAGGGAAAUGUUAGGAUGUAUUUGAUGGUGUUAGCGGUAUUUAAAAAGGCAGGUGAUUUAUUUUUAGUUUGUGUGUUCAUGUUCACAGCAUUAGAUUUAAGGUAUAUGAUUCCUUUAUAUUUAUCAAAACUAUUACAAGUUUAAAAUACAUUAGUUUUCCUUAACAGUGAACCAGAGGCAUUGUUCCCCCUGGGGAUGAAUAAAGUACAUCCAUCUAUCUAAA
Messenger RNA from Pseudoliparis swirei, 1275 nucleotides. RefSeq names its product peroxiredoxin 1 (gene prdx1). Gene Ontology annotation, biological process: removal of superoxide radicals; response to oxidative stress; hydrogen peroxide catabolic process. Lineage: Eukaryota; Metazoa; Chordata; Actinopteri; Perciformes; Liparidae. Gene Ontology annotation, cellular component: cytosol. Bases 33 to 629 code for a protein of 198 amino acids. Gene Ontology annotation, molecular function: thioredoxin peroxidase activity. The record is from RefSeq and is a predicted model, not a curated record. The transcript is spliced from 6 exons.